Messenger RNA from Bemisia tabaci, 5991 nucleotides. NCBI's taxonomy places the organism in Eukaryota, Metazoa, Arthropoda, Insecta, Hemiptera, Aleyrodidae. The record is from RefSeq and is a predicted model, not a curated record.
GACUUCCGCCAGAAAGGAAGUGGUUUCGAGGCCUGGGACUGUGUCUAGAGAUUAGGGCGGAAAAGUGCGACUUUCCUUUUUUCAGAACCGAAAUUUUCUGUUCCAAUUUCCUCAGUUUUUCUCGCCUGGAUUUUUUACGCCGCCAUACGCCCUCCGCAGUGUUCGCUUUUAUAUUUUUUUCCGUUUCGUAAUUUUUUUUAGAAAAAAAUUAAAUCUCGCUGCCGUUCCAGUGUAGAGUGUUGAUUCCUGCUUUUUCUGCUUUCCUCUUUUUUCCGCGGAAAAUGUGUGAGUGUGUUUCCCGAAAUGUGAGGAGUUAACGUUUCACCGAAGAUUGAUCGACCGCGAGAAGAGGAAAGAUGCUGCAUUAGCCAAUGCUGUAAAGCGCAGAUGAUGGCCCCCUCCCUGAUAGGCACUCUCCCGGCCCAGGGGGAGCGCCGGCCGGAGCUUUGAGAGGUAAAAUAUGUCUCAGGAUUCCAGUUCUUAUAUAAGUGAGGAACGCAGUUUUUUCCGUCCGUUCACCAGAGAGUCUGUCAAAGAAAUCGAAGAACGAAUCGCCGAAGAACAUGCCAAGCAGAAAGAGCUCGAGAAGAAACGUGCGGAAGGAGAGGGGGAUUUUGGACGGAAGAGAAAGAAGAAAGAAAUACGGUAUGAAGACGAAGACGAAGAUGAAGGUCCCCAACCGGAUACGACAUUGGAACAAGGAGUUCCUUUGCCAGUGCGUCUUCAUGGACAAUUUCCCCCAGAGCUUGCUUCAAUACCUCUCGAAGACAUUGAUCCCUACUAUCUCAACCAGCGGACGUUUGUUGUGAUUAGUAAAGGGAAAGAUAUUUUUAGGUUUAGUGCAACCAAAGCACUAUGGUUGCUUGACCCAUUUAAUCCAAUUCGACGGGUUGCUAUCUACAUCCUUGUUCAUCCAUUCUUCUCUUUGUUCAUCAUCACCACUAUUCUCACCAACUGCAUCCUCAUGAUCAUGCCUACUACGCCAACUGUUGAGUCUACUGAAGUUAUUUUCACUGGUAUCUACACAUUUGAAUCAGCAGUCAAAGUGAUGGCUAGAGGCUUCAUUUUAGAGUCAUUCACGUAUCUUAGAGAUGCAUGGAAUUGGCUCGACUUCGUAGUUAUAGCUUUAGCCUAUGUUACCAUGGGUAUUGACCUUGGAAAUCUAGCCGCUUUAAGGACUUUUCGGGUUCUUAGAGCUCUUAAAACAGUCGCCAUUGUGCCUGGAUUGAAAACUAUUGUUGGAGCCGUUAUAGAAUCUGUAAAAAAUUUACGAGAUGUGAUAAUUUUAACUAUGUUUUCACUUUCUGUGUUUGCUUUGAUGGGUCUUCAAAUUUAUAUGGGUGUUCUGACACAAAAAUGCAUUAAAAAUUUUCCUGACGAUGGAUCUGCUGGCAAUCUGACCGAUGAAAAUUGGUUUCGCUUUGUUUCAAAUUCUUCUAAUUGGUUUGGAGAAGAGAAUGACUAUCCACUGUGUGGAAACUCUUCUGGAGCAGGGCAAUGUGAACCAGGCUACACAUGUCUUCAGGGAUUUGGUAAAAACCCCAACUAUGGAUAUACUAGUUUUGAUACCUUUGGUUGGGCUUUUUUAUCCGCAUUUAGACUCAUGACUCAGGAUUAUUGGGAAAGUUUAUAUCAAAUGGUUCUAAGAUCAGCAGGUCCGUGGCAUAUGUUAUUCUUUAUUGUAAUAAUUUUCUUAGGAUCUUUCUAUUUAGUUAAUUUAAUCUUGGCCAUUGUCGCUAUGUCAUACGAUGAACUGCAGAAAAAAGCUGAAGAAGAAGAAGCUGCAGAAGAAGAAGCCAUCAGGGAAGCUGAAGAGCAAGCUGCUGCCAGAGAAACAAGAAAAGCCCAGCAUGCAGCGAAUGUUGAAGCACGAGCGGUGGCCGCAGCAGAAGCAGCAGCAGCCGAGGCUGCUGGGCAUGCAGAAGGUGUCGUUAAAUCUCCAUCAGAUUUUUCGUGUCAGAGUUAUGAGCUGUUUGUUGGCCAAGAAAAAGGAAAUGUGGAUGACAAUAAUCGAGAGAAAAUGAGCAUCGUCUCGGAAACUCUCAGUCAAGACAAACCUCCUAGUCACUGUAGUAAAGUUCGUAAAGUAAGCACAGCAAGUUUAAGUCUUCCUGGUUCGCCUUUUAAUUUGCGCCGUAGUUCCCGUGGUUCACACCAAUUCACUCUGCGAAAUGGCAGGUCUCGAUAUCCCCCUGGUGGGGAUAGAAAACCAUUAGUUUUAUCAACUUAUUUAGAUGCUCAGGAGCACUUACCUUAUGCCGAUGACUCAAAUGCUGUGACGCCGAUGAGUGAGGAAAAUGGUGCUAUUGUGGUUCCAAUUUACUAUGCCAAUCUUGGAUCCCGACACAGUUCAUACACAUCUCAUACGUCUCGUAUCACAUACACAUCGCAUGCAGACUUAGUAACAGGUGCCAUCAUCAAACAGCCAACCACCAAAGAAAGUAGACUGAAAUCUCGAUCUGCCAGAAAUAGCAGUUCAGCAGGGGAGCACAAAUCUUACUUUAGAGAAUUUGCAUUAAGUAAUGUUGAAACGGAUGAAUGUGGAGCGGUCCUAAAACCUAAACACCAAGACAAUCCUUUCAUAGAACCAACCCAACAGCAAACCGUUGUCGACAUGAAAGAUGUGAUGGUUUUGAAUGACAUCAUAGAGCAAGCUGCCGGUAGACAGAGCCAUGAAAGCAAUACCAAUGUUUCGACAGUCUAUUACUUUGCAACAGACGAAGAGGAAGACGGACCAUCAACCAAAGAGAAGUUACUUAGCGCCUGCCUACGAGGGAUCGAUAUUUUCUGCGUCUGGGAUUGCUGUGGAUGCUGGCUUACUUUUCAAAAAUAUGUAGCUCUACUGGUUUUCGAUCCAUUUGUAGAAUUGUUCAUCACCCUUUGCAUUGUUGUCAACACUCUGUUUAUGGCGCUGGAUCAUCAUGACAUGAACAAAGAGACUGAGCGCUUCCUGAAAACAGGAAAUUAUUUUUUUAGUGCAACAUUUGGUUUUGAAGCUGCCAUGAAACUAAUAGCAAUGAGUCCAAAAUAUUAUUUUCAAGAAGGAUGGAACAUAUUCGAUUUUAUCAUUGUGGCUUUAUCAUUGCUGGAGCUUAGUCUUGAAGGUGUUCAAGGUCUCUCAGUCUUGCGUUCUUUCAGAUUGCUUCGAGUUUUCAAAUUAGCGAAAUCCUGGCCAACUUUGAAUCUGUUGAUUUCAAUCAUGGGCCGAACAGUUGGGGCCAUAGGAAAUUUGACUUUUGUUUUGUGUAUCAUUAUUUUCAUUUUUGCUGUGAUGGGAAUGCAACUAUUCGGGAAGAAUUAUACAGACAAUGUUGAUCGCUUUCCUGGCGGAGAACUACCUCGGUGGAAUUUUACUGACUUCAUGCACUCAUUCAUGAUCGUUUUUCGAGUCCUCUGCGGAGAAUGGAUUGAGUCCAUGUGGGACUGUAUGCAUGUUGGUGAUGUGUCCUGUAUUCCUUUUUUUUUAGCCACUGUCGUUAUCGGUUACCUUGUAGUUUUAAAUCUUUUCUUAGCGUUGUUGCUGAGUAAUUUCGGAUCAUCAAGCUUAUCUGCGCCAACAGCUGAUAGUGAAACAAAUAAAAUAGCAGAAGCAUUUGCAAGGAUAGACCGAUUCAUCAAAUGGGUAAAACUUAGUGUAAGAAAUUUCUUCCUGGGUAUCGUCAACAAACUUCGCUCAAAAGUUACCGCUCAAAUUCAUGGUAAUCGAGACCAUGUCAGCAUAGAUUUAGCUUCAGAUGAAAUUUUAGCAGAUGGUGUCAUGUUUAGGGAUAAAAAGGACCAACUUGAAGUGGCAAUCGGAGAUGGAAUGGAGUUCACCAUACACGGAGAUAUGAAACAAAAAAUUAAGAAAGGAAAAAAUCAUAUUGGUAAUUCGAUCGGGAACCAUGAAAUUGAAACUGAAUUCUUGAAACACCGGUUUGAUGAAGACACUUUCAGUAACUUAUCGUAUGGAAGCCACAAACAUAGACCUUUCGAUGAGGAAAGUCACAAAGGAAGUAUAGGUGAGCCACCUGUUGAAAAGAAAGACACAAGCAAAGAAAAUCUGGAUGAUGAACCUGAUGAAGAAGAAGAAAAGGAGGAGAAAGAAAAAGAAGAAGAGAAGAUUCCAGAGAUUCCAAUAGGACACAUUGUUGAAGAUGGCAUGCUUCUGGACGAUGCUGAUAGCUAUCCAUCCGAUUGUUUCCCCGAGGACUGUUAUCGGCGGUUUCCUUUCUUGGCUGGGGAUGAUGAUGCUCCCUUCUGGCAAGGCUGGGCAAAUCUUAGGCUCAAAACAUUUCAGCUAAUAGAAAACAAAUAUUUUGAAACGGCUGUGAUAACCAUGAUCUUGCUGAGCAGUCUGGCGCUGGCGCUGGAGGAUGUUCAUCUGCAGCAAAGACCAAUUCUCCAAGAUAUAUUGUACUAUAUGGACAGAAUAUUUACGGUCAUCUUCUUUUUGGAAAUGUUAAUUAAGUGGCUGGCUUUGGGGUUUGCUAAAUAUUUUACCAAUGCGUGGUGUUGGCUGGAUUUUAUCAUUGUCAUGGGGGCUCUCUGGAAAUGUUCAUGACUGAAGAUCAGAAGAAGUAUUAUAAUGCCAUGAAGAAAAUGGGAUCGAAGAAACCCCUCAAGGCCAUCCCCAGACCAAGAUGGAGACCGCAAGCCAUCGUUUUCGAGAUUUGUACGGAUAAGAAAUUUGACAUGGUCAUUAUGUUGUUCAUCGGCUUGAAUAUGUUGACUAUGACAAUGGAUCAUUACCAACAAACUGAGCUGUUCAGUAUGGUUCUCGAUUAUUUGAACAUGAUAUUCAUAGUUAUUUUUAGCUCCGAGUGCCUCUUAAAAAUAUUUGCCCUUCGCUAUCACUACUUCAAAGAGCCCUGGAACCUCUUUGAUUUUGUUGUAGUGCUGUUAUCAAUUGCAGGUCUGGUUUUGAGUGACAUCAUUGAGAAGUAUUUUGUAUCUCCGACAUUGCUCCGAGUGGUUCGUGUGGCAAAAGUGGGGCGAGUGCUGCGAUUGGUGAAAGGUGCCAAGGGAAUCAGAACUUUACUCUUUGCUCUUGCUAUGUCACUGCCGGCACUGUUUAACAUCUGUCUUCUUCUCUUCCUCGUCAUGUUCAUUUUUGCCAUUUUCGGAAUGUCGUUUUUCAUGCAUGUCAAGGACAAAGGUGGUCUUGAUGAUGUUUACAACUUCAAAACGUUUGGUCAAUCCAUGAUACUUCUGUUUCAAAUUUCCACCUCUGCUGGUUGGGAUGGAGUCCUUGACGGCAUUAUAAAUGAAGAAGACUGUGAUUUACCAGACAUGGAGAUGGGCUCACCAGGAAACUGUGGGUCCUCAACUGUCGGCAUCAUGUAUUUACUAUCAUACCUAGUCAUUAGUUUUUUAAUUAUCAUAAAUAUGUACAUUGCUGUAAUAUUAGAAAACUAUUCGCAAGCAACCGAGGACGUCCAAGAAGGUUUGACGGAUGAUGAUUACGAUAUGUACUAUGAAAUUUGGCAACAAUUCGACCCAGACGGAACGCAAUACAUCCGCUACGAUCAGCUGAGCGAUUUCUUAGAUAUUCUAGAGCCUCCGUUACAGAUCCAUAAGCCUAACAAAUACAAGAUCGUAACGAUGGAUAUACCAAUAUGUAAAGGUGAUAUGAUGUUCUGCGUCGAUAUUUUGGAUGCACUUACGAAAGACUUCUUUGCCCGUAAGGGUAAUCCGAUCGAAGAAACAGCAGAAAUCGGGGAGGUGAACUUACGGCCGGAUGAAGUUGGCUAUGAUCCAGUCAGCUCGACGUUAUGGAGGCAACGUGAGGAGUACUGUGCAAGACUGAUUCAAAACGCUUGGAGGAAACACAAGCAACAGCGACAAGAAGGAGGCGCAGACAGCCUCCACUCUGGAGAUGCGGAUGCUGAUGCUGAUGCCUGUGAUACAGCUGUGCUAGUCGAAAGUGAUGGUUUCUCCAUAAAAAAUGGGCACAAGGUGGUCAUCCAUUCUAGGUCUCCCUCUACCACAUCUAAACUUGCUGAUGUUUGA